AUGGAAAUCAAAGACGAUGCCAGUCAAUAUCAACAAAUGCGGCGUAUCGCAUUUAUCGCUGUUGUAUUUUCGACUGCUGCCGUUAUCACUGUUGUCAUCACUUUACCUAUGCUUUAUAGCUAUAUUCAAUCAUUCCAUAGUCAUCUGAUGCUAGAAACCGAUUACUGCAAGUUUCGAGCAAGAGAUUUAAUGCUCGAGAUGGCGGCACUCCAAGCAAAGAAGAUGAUUGCUCAACGACAGAGAAGAGGUUGGCUUUUCGGUCAGUGGGCACCUGAAGGAAAUGAAGGAUACGGUGAAACCACUGAAAGCAGUUACCAAUCUCCUGUUCUAAAUGCAGAAUUAGCAUACGCUUGUUGCACUUGCCAUCAAGGACCAGCAGGACCACCAGGUGAACCAGGUGAGCCCGGAAAUAACGGAAAAGAUGGGAUGGCAGGGAAAGAUGGCAGAGAUGGACAUGAUGCUCAAAUAUAUAGCUCGCCACAAAGCGAACCUUGUAUGAUUUGUCCACCUGGUCGCCCAGGCGCUCCAGGAAAUAUGGGCACAAAGGGACCUCCAGGACCGAAAGGGUCACCAGGUGACCCACCCAUGGACGGCAAAAAAGGCCAACCAGGUAUGCCUGGUCAAAUCGGCCCGACAGGAAGAUCAGGAAGAGAAGGACCUCGUGGCCCAAGUGGUUUGCCCGGGAGAGCGAUUUAUACAACUGGCCCACAAGGUCCAACGGGCCCACGUGGUCCACCAGGGCCACCUGGACCAAAAGGAGAGCCAGGACUAAAUGGCCAGUCCUAUCAGGGGCCACCCGGCAUACCAGGCGAACCAGGCGUUCCAGGCCAUGAGGGUUCCCAAGGAUCCCGCGGAAAACAAGGACCACCUGGACAAAAAGGAAUCAUGGGAAGUUGUGGACAUUGCCCAGAUCCACGUACACCCCCAGGUUAUUUCUAA
This is a messenger RNA of Dracunculus medinensis (Guinea worm), 939 nucleotides long. The record is from the annotation of a GenBank genome assembly. Lineage: Eukaryota; Metazoa; Nematoda; Chromadorea; Rhabditida; Dracunculidae.